Meloidogyne enterolobii is the source of this 789-nucleotide messenger RNA. The record is from the annotation of a GenBank genome assembly. NCBI's taxonomy places the organism in Eukaryota, Metazoa, Nematoda, Chromadorea, Rhabditida, Meloidogynidae.
UGUUGUCCAUUACUGCUGCUGCCUCAACAAUUGCCGCCUUUAAUCGGCCGCUGCCGUUGGAUGCGUAAAAGUCAACUUCUUCUUUACACCUUAUUAAAAUCAACAAAUAAAACAACAAAAAUCUCUAAACAAAAACAACAAUUUAAUAUUUUAUUUUAUAUAUUUUUUUGGUUAUUAAUUGAAAAUAAUAUUGUUCUGGUUGGUGCUAGAAGAGGUUCUUCAUCAUCACAAAGUCGAGCACUUUCAGAUUUUAAUAUGGGCAAUAACGGGAUUGAUAGCUUCUCUGAACAACGUUAUUGCUUCUCUUGUAUGUCUAAAGAAUUUGAAGCUCAUUGGUCUUAUCUGAGUCAGAUUUAUUAUCGUCCAAUGAACUUUACAGAUGAUUGUCAUGCCAUUACAUCUGGAACAGAACCUAUUGGCAGAACUCCAUGUACUCAUUCUAUUUGUGUUACUGUUAUUGAACCGAGAAUGUUGGCUGGCCAAUAUAUUGGUAAUAAUGUAAUUCGUGGUUGUUUUUCUUCAGUUUUCAAGUAUGGAGAAUUGUCUACUGAAAAUCUUGUUGAUACUUCUUGUUCUACCUUUCCAAUGCGAGCACUUUUACCUAGACAUAUGGCCCUUAAAUCAAGCAAUAGAACUGUGGAAUUGUGCCGAUGCAUUGGAAAUUUGUGUAAUGAUUACCCUCGUUCUCCACAAACAAAUUCAACAGAAACAACCACCAAAAAUUGGCCUUUCAUCAACAGAAUUAUUUUUACAACAUUUUUGUUUUUAUUAAUAUUAUUUAUACAAUAA